Bradysia coprophila is the source of this 1396-nucleotide messenger RNA. RefSeq lists its product as uncharacterized. The record is from RefSeq and is a predicted model, not a curated record. Lineage: Eukaryota; Metazoa; Arthropoda; Insecta; Diptera; Sciaridae.
AGCUUUCAUCUUGUUUGUGACUUCAGUCUGUUUAGUCGUGCCAUUUACUUACGUAACAUAAACACAUCGAAUAUCUCGGACGAAAUCAUAGAGCAAUGAUGGAGCAAAACAAUGUAUCAUUGACGACAGCCCUAAACCACGAUUGUCUGCGUGAAAUUGUGCAUUACCUGAAACUCGACGAUGCAAUAAGUUUUGCAGAUUGUUGCAAAUGUAUGAAACUGGUUGCCAAUGACAAAUUCAGAAAAUACAAACAUUAUAACUUGGAUCGCACACAAUUCCUGAAGGGUGUAAUUCACACAAAUAACCUUAUUUCACACAUCGGGCCCCACUUGUCCGCAUUGACGAUUUGCCUUUAUGAAUUUAACUUGAAUUUGAGUAGAUUCCUCAAAAUCAUCGACCGAAAAUGCACUCAGCUAAAACGUUUACAGAUCGAAUAUUCUGAGAGAGAAGCCGCAGACCAAGUUCCAUUAACGUACAAUUUCGAAACAGUGCAAACAUUAACAUUGAUCCACUUUAAUUCAACCUCGACAAGAGGUUUACUUCAGAGCUUCCGUCAUCUAGAGCAGCUAUGUUUUCAACAGUGUUUUAUCAGUGAGGAGGAGUCAAUGGCACUCAUUCACAACAAUCCCAGAAUCGAGAGUUUUUUAUGCGUAGAUCUUCGAUGUUUCAACAUACUUCCACCGAAUGUCCAGGAAUUGUCUAUAGAAAACCGGAAUCUCGAUCUCUUGCCCAACGUAUGCACUUUGAAUUUUUUGACGAGCCUUCAUCUUGAUUGUUUGGGUAAAAACAUCACUUCGCCGUUAAGGGAAUUGGCGAAAAGGGGAAUUAUGAAGGAAAUGGAUCUCGAAAAUAUUAACAUUGACGACGAAUUUUUCGACUUCGUGGCACAAUUCGGUAAAAUGCAGUUACUGCAGAUUGACCAUUAUCGAGUAACAGAACAAGGGGCAUACGAAGGAAGCAGUGGAUUCAAAAGGUUGAAGCCUAAAAUUGUCUGGCCGACUGAAUUGUCCAUUCUGCAAUUAAAGGGCUUCGAAUUUACGUUGGAUGAUGUCACUGAUAUUGUUCGCCAAUUAAUCAGCUUGCAGGCUUUGGAUUUGUAUCAGUCACAAUUUGCGAAGUCGGACUCGAGCUACUACCCGGAUAUUAGGAUGUUUUUUAACAAGAUUACGUCUCGCAUUAUUGACGUGGUUGAAUCUAGCGAUGGAAAGCAGUGUCGAGAGAUUUGUCUUCCCGGUUUCGUGGAUAUUGAAGACUCUGGGAAGAUGUAUUUACUCGACAUGAAACGUAUUAAGAUCUGCACUUACUAAUCAUGGGAAUUGGAUAAUUGUCUUUCCAGUCAUUAGGAAGUAUUUCUGCAAUGUAUCAUGGUCAAAAAACCAAUUUGCUAUUCUCAAUA